This is a messenger RNA of Oncorhynchus nerka (sockeye salmon), 4599 nucleotides long. RefSeq names its product pleckstrin homology domain-containing family A member 7-like. The record is from RefSeq and is a predicted model, not a curated record. NCBI's taxonomy places the organism in Eukaryota, Metazoa, Chordata, Actinopteri, Salmoniformes, Salmonidae. Gene Ontology annotation, molecular function: protein binding.
AGCCCUCCCCUUUAUUCGCCUCUUCGCCCUGGCGGUGAUCAUUGGAUUUUGAGUGCCCUGGAGAACUCCACGAAGAGGGAAUGAAAUAGGACUUCAUACCAGGAUCAUGGCGGCGCCGCUCGGGCGGGAGACCUUACCUGAGCACUGGUCCUACGGUGUCUGCGGAGAUGGCAGGGUGUUUUUCGUUCACGAUGAAACGAACACGACUGCUUGGCUCCAUCCGAAAACGGGCGAACCUGUCAAUUCCGGACACAUGAUACGGUCAGAUUUACCUCGAGGAUGGGAAGAGGGUUUCACGGACGAAGGGGCCAUCUACUUCAUAAACCAUAACCAGAGGACCACGACGUUCCGGCACCCCGUGACGGGACAGGUGUCUCAGGAGAACGUUGGUUUUAUCCUCCAAGAAAUGCCCGGCGGCCGCAUGUCAAACCCCCAGCAAGCCGACUUGAGGCCCUCCAGCACCAUCAGCGAGGCUUCCACCGCCGUCACCACCUCCACCGUGGACACCACCUCGGGGUCAAAGGGAUCCAGGUCCAGUGGGAGGGUGCACAGUUUUGGGAAGCGAGAGCAGUCCAUCAAGAGGAACCCCAAUGUCCCCGUGGUGGUGAGAGGAUGGCUCUACAAACAGGACGGCUCUGGAAUGAGGCUUUGGAAGAGGAAGUGGUUUGUGCUGGCUGACUACUGUCUGUUCUACUAUAAAGACAGCAGGGAGGAGUCAGUCCUGGGUAGUAUUCCUCUGCCCAGCUAUGUCGUCUCAGCCGUGGAGCCUGAGGACCACAUCAGCCGCAAGUACGCCUUCAAGGCCAACCACACGGGCAUGCGCUCGUACAUUUACAACCGGAGCACUGUGAUUGACUCGCAGGCGGAGCACGGCGGCAUGCGGACGUACUUCUUCAGCGCCGACACGCAGGAGGACGUGAACGGCUGGGUGAAGGCCAUGAACCAGGCGGCGCUGAUGCAGAACCAAACCGACAGCCUCAAGAGACCAUCGGAAACUUCGGAGAAAUCGGAAAUGCCCAACACGUCGGAACGCAAGGGGUUCCCCCAAACCAACCACGUCAACAACUACACAAAGACCUCACGCGAACCCCGAGCCGACCCCCAUCUCCAUAGCGAUGGAGUGGUCCUCGAACCUGCCGAUAUCCGAGAAACCGAGGAGCGCCGUAGCUUCCGGAACGACACACUCAAUCCCAUCACUUCCAAGAUUCCUUCCCUCGGCGGCGGAAGCGUGAAAAUUGAAAUGGACGCCGUCCCUCCAAACAGUCUCCCUCCCCUUCCCUCCCUAACUCCUGACUCCGCCUCCGCACCCACAUCUGCGCCCCCGUCCAGGGCGCCAUCGCGCGCCCCGUCGCGCGGCGCCUUCACCCUGCCCCCCGGGGCCUGUCUGAGGAACGGGACACCCACUCCGGAACCCAACGGGAUGGGGACGGGGACGUACCAGAGGGCCACGCUGACCCCCCAGGUGGUUGACACUCAAAGGCAGGUGCAGAGGAGGAGCGCCCUGGAGCAGGUGGAGCACUGGGUCAAGGUGCAGAAGGCCGAGCACAAAGGCCCCCCCUCAAGAGGGGGCACCCUCCCCCGUCACAGCCCCCCGACCGCCGCGCGCCAAGGGGAGUACAAAUACGCACAGGACCGCCUCAGCCACUUCCGACUCGGACCCUCAGACCCCCAGGGUACCGGCGCCAGGGACGGGGGUGGCAUCGGUGGGCCUGGCACCGUGUGGCAGCUCUACGAGUGGCAGCAGCGCCACCAGUUCCGCCACGGCAGUCCCACUGCCCCCCUCUACACACCUGCCCCGGACUACCCCUUCGGGCCCAGGCCCCCCUCCACGGUGCCCCCCUCGGCCCCGCGACCCAGUUCUGAGGUUCCCCGCUGUGUGUCGGUGCCCCCAGACCCCUCCGAUAUCCUCCCACCGGGCCCCCAGAGCUCCAGGGCCCUGUCCCCGCCACGGAGGCCCCACACACCCGCUAACCGGGUGGUGGUAAUGCCCCAGGGGGAAGAUGCACUGGACAUGCCGGUGGCUGGGUCCCCACGAAGAGCCAAGUCUCAACUACUCAAGGCUGCCACCAUCGAGAGACGGUCCAUGCCUCCCUCCAACUACAUCACACACACGGUCAGCGCGCCCAGCCUUCACGGGAAAACGCCUGAGGAGCUCACCCUCCUGCUCAUUCAGCUCCGGAGGCAUCAGGCAAAGAUGGCCGCCGCUCGCCACCACACGCUAACCCAGCUGCAGCACUUCAACUACAGCCCUUCUGGCCCCCACUUCCUCACCACCAAAAACAACCCUCUCUUCUCCUCCGGCCCUUCUUAUCUGGGGCCCUUCCUAGGCCCCAUGGGCCACGGCAGCAGCAGCCAGGUGGGGGCCCCCAGUGCGCCUGGUCUUCUUUACCCCACCAAUGUUGAUGAUACGUACAUGCAACUGAAGAAAGACCUGGAGUAUCUAGACUUGAAGGUGGUUGGAAGUCAGACGUUGAAGGAAGCAACGAGACCCGUCAGAGUAGCCGAGAGUGACGUGGAUGUGAAACUCAGCCGGUUAUGUGAGCAGGACAAGACCCUGAAGGAACUGGAGGUCCGGAUCUGCUCACUAAAGGAGGAUAAGGACAAGCUGGAGUCGGUGCUGGACGUCUCCCACCAACAGAUGGAGCUGUACAGAGACCAGGCAGCCCACCUGGAGAAGAUAGCCUACCAGCAGAGACUCCUACAGGAGGACGUGGUGCACAUCAGGGCCGAGAUCUCCAGCGCGUCCACGGAGAUGGCCCGGGCCUGGGAGGACUACAGCAGGCUGGAGAGCUCUGUGGAGCAGUUGAGGGCCGUGCUAGAGGCACACAUGAACCACAGCGCCACCCAUCAGCAGGAGAAAACAGAGAUAAAGCGGGAGCUGUGGAGGAUAGAGGACGUGAUGGCAGGACUGAGCUCCAGCAAAGCCAACUACAAGAUCACAAUCGACUCAGUGCAGAACCCAGAGAGGAAACUAGUGGCUUCAGUGCCGGACCCUGCAGUGCCUUCGCAAAGCGCGACGCCCCCCGUAGGGGAGGUUAGGCCCCCUCCUCGCAGCUCCUACACACUGCCUCACAACCCCGUGCCAAAAUGGGCAGAAGAUGAGGCUCCUCCCAGACCACCCCUGCCCUGCCUCUACGAUUAUGAAGACCCGCCCCCCGCCAUCCCACCCCUACCCAAAGAGGCGUCGGUGGUAGUACGACACACGUCGGUUCGCGGUCUCAAGCGCCAGUCGGACGAGAGGAAGAGGGACCGAGAGAGCGGAGGGUGUGUCAACGGAGACUUUAAAGUGGAGCUGCGGUCAUACCUGAGUGAACCAGAACUGCCAGGGACGGGCCAGAGCAGCACAGGGUCUGAGGGAGGCUACCAGACCCUCCCAAACAAAGGUCUGUCGGGCUCAUCGCCGAGGCUGAACCAGUCCAGUAACAUCUCCUCCUACGUGACCCUGAGGAGGGGGGCGGCUGCCUCUGCAGAGAGUGAGAGACCCAAGAGUGCUUUGGAGCAGCUGUACUCCUCUGGCCAGCAGCCCCAGCCUCUGGCCCAGGCCCCCCGGGGCCGCAUGAGCGCAGAGGAGCAGCUGGAGCGCAUGAAGAGGCACCAGAGGGCCCUGGUGCGCGAGCGCAAGAGGAACCUCAGCCAGGGAGAACGCCACUCCAACACUGCUCAUCGUACCUCCUCCUCCACCAGGGCUCUCUCCUCCACUGACCUGGGCUCAUGGAGGCGAGAGCAGCAGGACUUUGAUUUGCAGCUGGUGCAGAAAGCUCAGGUGGAAGAGCGACAGGUUGCCGAGGGCCAGAGCGACGAGGGGCGGAGCGAGCUGAAGGAAAGGGAGAGGAUCCAAUCAGACGAGUGGCUCUUGGUGAUGGCCAUGCCCACGAUUGCCACACCCAUGAGGGAGACGGACAUGGAGCCCUUCGACUAUGACCUGGAUCUCAGUCGUGAGCUUUCCAAGCCCCAAAAGGUGUCUAUCCCAGAGCGCUAUGUGGAGUCGGACCCCGAGGAGCCUCUGAGUCAGGAGGAGAUGGAGGAUCGUCAACGCAGAGCAGAACGCAUCAAAAACAUCCUGGCCAAAUCCAAUUUUCAGAACAUACACCCGUCGUCUGGCGCGUUUGUCCCACUGAACUUCACUGAUUUGGACAUCGCCAUGCAGCAGCAGGAGAGGAUCAUGACUGUGUCCCACGCCUUGGCCUCGGAAGCCUCCGUUAAGAGCAAGCAGUUCACAGCCAAAGCUCAGCUGAGCUCUGACUGACCGUUGACUCAGACGCCAAGGCACCAACAGGACCUCCGUGUGGAUGAAAAUUGUUUGGAGUUCACUGACAAAAGUGAAGUGAUUUUGUAUUAGGCUUUUUAUUAGAGCUAAAACUAGAUGUUUUGAAGAACCAAAAAUAGUUAUUUGAAACUACACUGCGUGUACCUGAUGUUAAGGUUGAAUUGGAGUUGUUUUUACAUGCUUUUGCACUUUUAUGGCGUGUUGUGUGAAAUUAUUAACACCUACUAGUUUUUGCAAUAGAGAGUAAUUAGCUGUUUUUUUUGCAGUGUGGUCUAUUUUCAACAGAAAUGUAAGUUCAAAGCAAUGUUUUCUAAGGUCGCAGAUAGGGAAAU